GAAGAAGGUGGGGUAGAGGUCAGAAUCAGAAGGCUAUUCUGCUUUAUUUGCAGUUUGGGAGUUAUCUCUUCUCCUCCACUCUCAACACAUAUAUAGUAUGACAAGUUCCCUUCAGUAUCAAAUGUGCCCAAAAGAUAAUAAAUGAAUGAAAGAGAAGGACGGGUGGGUGGGAGCCUUGAUCACAUGAGGAGGAACGGGAACUGGAGCUAGGCACCGGCAGUUUCUGCAGAGCAAGUCAGUGCAGGAAGUCGGAACUGCAAAGAAACAAUUAAGCUGUCUGAAAGGAUCUUCAUUAAAACAAGCACCACAACAAGAAGCAUUUUCAGAACAGAAAUGAACAGCUGGACAGCAAAUAACAGUUCCGUCAACAGCAAUGGAACAGAUCUCACUAUCGGCUUUACCUCUUCUGCAAUAGCUGUCUUUUUAUUUGGGACAAACUUUGUACCUGUUAAGAAAUUUGAUACUGGUGAUGGAAUGUUCUUCCAGUGGAUUCUCUGUGCUGCAAUAUGGAUAGUAUCAUUGGUGGUGAACCUUAUUCAGAAUAGCCCUCGGUUUUGGCCUCUUGCUAUGGUUGGGGGUAGUGUAUGGGCUACAGGUAACAUUACAGUUGUCCCCAUUGUUAAAACCAUUGGUUUAGGUCUUGGACUCUUAAUCUGGGCUUCUUUUAAUUUGCUAACUGGCUGGGCAAGCUCAAGGUUUGGCUGGUUUGGAAUUGACCCAGAAGAAGUAUCAAAACCCAUCUUAAAUUAUAUCGGAGCUGGACUUUCAGUGUUAAGCACUAUCAUAUUUCUUUUUGUAAAAAGUGAAGUUCAGAGUUCUUCAACUUUGUUAGAAGCCACCCCAUUACUGAGAGAGAGGUCAGUCAACAAUUCUGAAAAUACCUAUUCUGAUGCUUCAUGGGUAGACAGUCUUUCUCCAGUACGAAAAAGAGUAAUAGGCUGUACCCUAGCAGUAGUAGCUGGAAUAUUCUAUGGUUCCAGCUUUGUGCCAGUGCUCUACAUCAAGGACCAUGGUAGAAGAAAUGGAACAGUAUACACAGGAGCAAGUCAAUUUGAUUUAGACUAUGUCUUUGCACACUUUAGUGGAAUCUUUCUCACAAGUACCAUAUACUUUUUGAUCUACUGUGCAGUCAUGAAAAAUAAACCUAAAGUUUACCCUGAAGCCAUAAUACCAGGAUUUGUUGCUGGUGUACUUUGGGCAAUAGCCAAUUGUUGCUGGUUCAUAGCUAAUCACUACCUCAGUGCGGUGGUCAGCUUUCCAAUAAUUACUGCUGGCCCUGGCUUUGUAGCUGCUAUGUGGGGAGUCCUGGUAUUUAAAGAAAUAAAGGGAUUGAAAAACUACCUGUUACUCUCCGUAGCAUUUUGCGUCAUUUUGGCUGGGUCACUCUCCACAGCGUUUUCUAAAAUUUGAAGGGAUUGCUUGGACCAGCAGAUGGUGCUACUGGUUAAUAAAAACACUCUAAGAAGACUGCAAUCUGACAUUUUCUGAGCUGAUUAUUAGAUCUUCACUCUGACAAGAGACUGGCGAAUAUUCAUAAUUCAAGUUUUUUUAUGCCAACUGAGAAAAUUCAGCAGAAAUUGUUUCAGGCCUGAAACAAGUAAAAGAUAGCAUGGAAUAUAUAUAUAUAUUUUUAAUAUACUGGAAGAUGCCAGUGUUGUCUUUCUGGAUGAUUGUAGGAGCAAAAACUGGCCUUCAAAUGUUUCAAAUAAUUUUCUGUUAUAGUGCAUUAGUCUAUAAACUAUCAUUGAAUCAGGACACGUUUUAAUUCAUCUUUGCAGGUUGGAGGAUAAAGGGAAUGUUAAUUCUGGGUCUUAAUAUUUUACUUUGCAAGGCAGUACACUUGUUUUAAUAAAUUGUGUGUUCUGGUUUAUUAGGGCGGAUAUGCAAAACAAUCUGUCAACAAAGUAACCAUAGCAUCACUGAAGCAAGGUUUGUUGGGGAGGGAGGUUGUUUUGUAUUGUUGAGACGUUAUCUAUUAACGUGUCAGUUUACAUAAAAAAAAAUGUAUCUGCUAUUCACUUUAUAGUUUUGAAUGUAAAAGCUUUUUGUUGUUGUUGAAAUAGUCAACAAUGUUUAUUGAUGAUCUUGUUUUGUUUAACUGAAAGAAGUAGUUUACAGUUCCAUUUAAAUUAUGCAAAUAUUAGUACCUUGGGCAUCAUUCUUGAAAUAUUUUCUAAAAUCUACUCAGUUGAAGUAGAAUUGUGAGGAACUAUGCAAACAAUCUAUUCUGGAACUGGAGCAAUACCUUCAGUGUAAGAAAUGUAAGUUUGUUGCCAAAUUACAUAUACAGUUAAACAUUUGUUGACAGGCACCAACUAUUGUGCAUUUUCUGAAUAGUCAGACUUUUUCAUGCAGCACAUUCCAUAUCAAAGCUGUGACUGUCACAGUAACAUUUUGUAAUUGGUUAUACUAAAAAUUCAUGGUAAUUUCUUUGUUGUAAAACAGGUUUUGCUAGAGUGCAAAUUGCAUGUGUUGUAUUAUGACUCGAUUUGCAUGUACAAUUUCAAAAUAGAGUGAUUUCAGAGUAGCAGCCGUGUUAGUCUGUAUCUGCAAAAAGAACAGGAGUACUUGUGGCACCUUAGAGACUAACAAAUUUAUUUGAGCAUAAGCUUUCGUGAGCUACAGCCCACUUCAUCGGCUGCAUAGAAUGGAACAUAUAGUGAGGAGAUAUUAAACUGAUAAGAACAGAUACUACACUUGGACCACAGCUCAGAGAACAUGAAAAGGUGGGAGUUGCCCACUCUAAGAGACUAAUUAAUUAAUUAAUUAAGAUGAGCUAUUAUCAGCAGGAGAGGAAAAAAAACCUUUUGUAGUGAUGAUAAUAGAGUGAGACUCUCCCCCGCCCCGCGCCCCCCCCCCCCCAGUAACCAAACAAUUGAAAGGAGCAAAUGCUGCCUGAAAGGGCUUUGCUUCAUGCAGAAGUUUCCAGGGACAGUGGGAUGGAAUCCACAGCCCCAACCUGCCAGACUACUCUGUAGCUGGGCUACAGCAACUAAUCCAGACCCUAGGGAAGAGCAGCAUAUGUGGGGUUUAAGGCUAAAAGUCAUCAGGAAGUAUGUGGAAGCGUAUGAUUGUAUCUCCAUUGCACCCACAAUUCCCUCCCCCCUUCCAGUGAUCUUGCAGAAAUCUUCUCCGUGGCCUGUGGCAGGGAUGUGUAGAAUUAUAUUGUUCUAACUUCAGGCAGCUUCCUGAGACCCUUAGGACUACAGCUGGUCAGAAAAUAGGGCUUUUUCCCCUGUGGAAAAUAUAUUUGGAAAAGGAAUAAAGAACAGUUUGGGGAUGAAUUUGUUUUCCAGUGAAAAAUCAAAAAAAAAUUGUGCAAGCGUGGAUUCCUGAGCCACACUGCUGUCUGAAUUUACUUAAUGAACGGAACAUAUCUUCUGAUUUUAAACAAAAUUAAAGUGUAUGUCUGUUUUCAAAGGGCACAGGAAUGCAAGACAUGUCAAGAUGAAAGUCUCAUGCUUUUUCUGUUCAUAACUGUAGGCAGAACCUGCUGUGCAGGGUCUCUGCUAUUUCUGCAUUGCUGUCUGUUCAUAUAGCCACCCACAUAUAGUUUGACCCACACACAAAACUUUGCCUGAAGUGAGGCACCAAAAUCCUAAUAUACACACCUAAAUAAAUGGUCUAAGAUUUUCAGACAUGCUGAGACUUUCCAGUAAAACCAAGGAGAGUUGUAUCUAUGUGCUCCGCACAUCUGAAAAUGUGGCCACUUCCAGGUACCAAUGUAGGAGCCCAAUAAAUUUAUAUACGCUCUGACGUGUGUGUGUGUGUGUAUAGAGAGAGAGGUAGGUACCUAAACACCUACAAGGGGACAAUCAUUGAAUGUCUGGCCCAGUCUUCCCCUGUCAGUCUCUAAUCUCGUGCUUGCCCAGUUAUUAAUCCCACCCUCACUCACAAUGUUAUGUCGCUAGGAACACACAACAUUUCUAAACACUUCUACAUUUAGAGUUUGUUUCAUAGCAGUAAUGAGCCAGUUCCUCAGCUGGUAGAAAUCAGCAAUGUUUCAUUGAUCUCAAUGUCAUACACAGGUUUAAGCCAGGUGAGGAACUGGCCCAAUAUUUCUUGUUGGCAUUGGAAACAAUAAACAGAUAUUAAAAACUAAUAAACAGGACAGAGUCACACUUUGCUUAUUAAUCUUAGAAGUGACUGAUGUAGAGUUAUGUUUCCCCUAAAAUAGAAUUUACAGAACAUUCCGUUCUUUGAACACUUAGUUGCCUCUGCUGACCACAAUCUCCAGAUACAUCUUGCUUUCUGAACCAGACAGACAAGUAGGAAUAAAGACCUUCUUGAUCCUGUAGGUUCAUCCUGGACCCUGCAUAAGAGGCAGUGAAUGACUGGGCAGCCCCAGGAAGGAAUUGUGACACUCACAAUUUUACCCCUACUCCCCUCUUGCUCCAGGAGGAAGGGAAGUAAGUAAUUACAACCCUUAGCAUGCAUCUCACUUCACUCCUCAACAACUGUGAAGGGGGGGGGGUAGUACAGAGUCAAAUUUCUGCCCACACCCCAUAGUGGCAGUAUCUGGAGAAUAGGAGUUGCCCUCCACACCACACCCAAGACCUGGGUUGAUUGAGCAAGGAAUAGGAGCACAAUCUAGCCCUAAAAAUAAGAUUUGUUAACUUUUGAUUAUUUUGUAAUUUAGCUCCUCUUUUUCCCUCAGCAAUAGUCAGAUUUCUCCUCCACUUCAGAAUAGGUUUCUCUCAGUUUAUGUUUGGGAUUCCUGGAUGUACUUCAGAUGUCAGUUAUUGGAACUCAGGCAUGGUGGUGAUAUUUUUCUGAAAUGAUUAUAAUGAAAGAAGAGAACAGCAUUACAGAAGUUUGAUUCGCAGACUGGAUGGUUCAGAGAGAGGCUGUUUAUCGCAUUACCACCAUUUCCAGGUAGCAGUUCUAAUCUGACAGAUUAGUAGUGACCCCAACUCUUUACCAUGCAAGUGCCCCUCAGUAGCCUAUGUGAAGUUAGUUGGAGGUUUUUCAGUCUGAUUCCUAGUAAGUGGUCAGUCAUAAGCCUCAGCAGAAAGCCCAAGGUCUGAAUGGGUUUGGAGACUAAACUAAUCUCAUCUCUUUGGAGUAGAACCUGUAGGGCAUGGUUGAGGGAGAUUGGCAAGCCAUGAAGAGACUUGUACUGACAUGGCCUGUGUUUACCUGCUCUAUUUCAAAUUCCAGUCCAUCUGCUGCAUUUACAAAUUAGUGUGAUUAAGGCAAAUUGGAGGUAUCCAGUGGUUAUGCUAUCUCUCAUGCCCAUUUCUCAUAACAGUAUGCCAGCCCUGACAAAUGAUUUACACAAAGAGUGAAGCUAUUGGAUAUCUAUUUUUUUUAAACUACAACCAUAUGAUUUUUUUUUUAUUAUUCAGAGCAAACUGAAGAGGUUCUUUAUUUUUUAUUUAUGUAUUUAUUUUAAGUCAUUCCUAUCUCUCUAUAGGAACUGUCUUAAUUUUUUGCCUUGUACAGGGCCCACUACUUUCUUGGUGCUUGAAUAGUGAUGGAGGAAUAACUUGCAUAUUUUAAGAACUGGUCUUCUCUUAGAUUUCUGGGGUUCUGCAAAAUCUAAUCUUUCAUUUGAAAGAACAGUGGAAAUUGCAUGGAAGUGCAAACGGAUGCACUGGUAUCUUGUCAAGUCUGCAGCUAGUCAAAUUUAAACAACAAUGGUAUGAAAUGUGUGAAUUCCCACACUUAUCUCAGUGGGGCAUUAACUGUGAAUCCUAAUUAUAAACAUUGAAAUGUCAGUGUUACUAUACAUUGCCUUACUGAUAAAAUUAUCAGAAACAUCUAGCUAAUGUGUUAAACUAGUCUAUCUAGCUAUACCUCUUGCAGCUUUACUUCCUAGGAAAAGUUUUUUCAGGAUGAUGGACCAUCAGGAUGAAUGUUUUUAAUAUGUAAAUAAUCCAAUUUUUGUUCACUUCAUUCCAAGACACUUUAAUCUUAAAUUUCAAGCACAAAUUAAAUUGGUAUUUGCUAUGCUUUCACUUUAUACGUUGGACUAGCACAGAAUGGUUUGUGGGUCUGUCGUAUAAUUUAGUAUUUAAAUUUAAGUGUCACUACUGGGCUAAGGAUUAGUUCUUCAGCUGGCACAAAUUAGUAUGGGUCCAUGGAUAUUCAUUGGGCUGUGCUGAUUUACACCAGGUGAAAAUCUUGCCUUAAAUAUAUUUAAGUGACUUGCUUGCUGUCCUACGUUAUAUGUAUACUUGAUAUUAUAAUAUAAAAGAGUAGGAUCCCGAAGAAAUAAUGGUGGGGGUUUUUUUGGGUGGGGGAAAAGGGAGAGAAUAUAUCACUGCAGCUAUUUUCAAAAAUGUAUUUGUCCAUCAAUUUGGGUUCACCUAUCACUAUCUUGCAGAAUAUAUUCAACUUUAUUUCUCUAUUUCUGUCCUCAUUGGUCUUGGUGUAGCAAUUCUUAGAAAUACAUGAAGUUUAAAAUUAAUGGCAUAUAUACAUUUGCAAAAACAAAAAGUGUUAACCCUGUAAGUGGGGAACCAUCUUUGCUAUUAUUCUUAGCACCAUGUAGAUUUUCUUAUGCUUGCCUGUUGCUUCUCCCUAUAUUAUCUGGAUAUGGUCCUAGACCCUUCUGUCUUUUGACUGUUCGAUCAGUUCUGUAGGUUACACUUCCUUUUAUAACCUAAGUUAGCAAGAUACUGAUGCUGCCAUAUGGAAAACAAAAUCUCACUUUUUAACAAUUCUGUUAAACUACUAGUGCUUUUUGUUUAAUCAACUAAAUUUUUUUUUGCAUCAGUAGGGACAUUUAUAUUUAAAUCCUAUUUCUAAUAUCUCCUUACAAUUUUCUUGUUAAUCCAGAAUUAAAAUUCAGAGUCCAACUUGAGCUUUAUUACAGAUGUAAAAAUGAACUGAAAUUAUGAAUACCAUCAAUUGACUCAAAUGUCAAUUUUAAUUGUUUUCAAAAGCAAUUCAGUUUGAAGGUGCACUAAACAAUUGCUGUGUGACAAAUGGAUUCCACUUUUUUUUUAAUAAAAUUAAUACAAUGCUUGGUGGCUGAUCAAAGUGUUGCAGUUGAUUGUAAAAGUGUACUUAUGUUAAACUGCAGAGUUGUUGUUUUUCGUGCUCUUCACAAAGUGUGUAUUGUUUUAUACUAAAUGUUAAUGUAAAAACAAUUUAUUUAAUGAAAGCGUACUGUGUACUACACCUUUGUAAAAUUCUUAUUUGGAGUGCACGUACCAUCUUUGGUCUGAGUUUGUACAGUGUCAGGCAUAAGGGGGUCCUCGUCCAUUACUAAGGCUCUGAUCAUAUAAAUAAGCAGUAGUAUAUUGUGUAUAGCUACAUGUGAUUUAAUUAAUAAACUUCUAACCUUG
This is a messenger RNA of Malaclemys terrapin pileata, 7295 nucleotides long. RefSeq names its product transmembrane protein 144 (gene TMEM144). Gene Ontology annotation, biological process: carbohydrate transmembrane transport. The transcript is spliced from 12 exons. Gene Ontology annotation, cellular component: membrane. The coding region runs from base 334 to 1410 and encodes 358 amino acids. The record is from RefSeq and is a predicted model, not a curated record. Lineage: Eukaryota; Metazoa; Chordata; Testudines; Emydidae. Gene Ontology annotation, molecular function: carbohydrate transmembrane transporter activity.